This is a messenger RNA of Cajanus cajan (pigeon pea), 798 nucleotides long. RefSeq lists its product as uncharacterized. Gene Ontology annotation, cellular component: extracellular region. Gene Ontology annotation, molecular function: hormone activity. Gene Ontology annotation, biological process: root development; regulation of leaf morphogenesis; regulation of root development. Lineage: Eukaryota; Viridiplantae; Streptophyta; Magnoliopsida; Fabales; Fabaceae. The record is from RefSeq and is a predicted model, not a curated record.
ACCAUGGGGAUCUCAGAACUUGUUAUACCAUCUCCCUUCAUCUGCCUUGUACUUAACUAGCUCAUUCUCUCUGGUCUUGGUCUAUAGCUACCUAUACAAAACCCCUUAGAGUUUCUUUGCUUAAUUCUUCAGUGAUCAUGAGUAAAUUUGAGGCCAUGCACAAAUAUUUCUUCUUUUUUGUUGCACUAGUUGCAUGCCAUUCCCUUGUAGCACAUGGGAGGAAAAUAAAGGCAUUGAACCAACAUGUAGCCAAGCCUCACCUUCCAUCACUUAAAACCAGCUUUGAAUCACGAAACUAUAAUGAAGGUGUUAGUUUGGGAGAUUCAGGUGAAGGCAACACAAACGCUUUUCGACCCACUACACCAGGAGGUAGUCCUGGUGUUGGCCACAGAAUAGUUACAUCACAACAUAACAACGUGAAAAAAAUGGAGGUGGUUCAGAGUCCACAUGUUGAAGUUUUGGUUACUGAGGGCUCCAAAGAUGAUUUCAAGCCAACAGAUCCAGGUCACAGCCCUGGCGUUGGACAUUCUUACACAAACAAAAUUGGACAGGCAAAUUAAAUUAUCAAUGUUACGUACCAAAACUAGUCCAUUGGCAUGUGUACAUAUAAUAAUGUCUUUCCUUUUGCUUUUCCUUCUGCACUAAACACUGUAUAUACUAUUGCAUGCCUAGCCAUACGUAUGAUGAGCAUGGCUUUAAUUUGUUAUUGCUUCGGAUCAGUACGCAGCUCUUUAAUUGCAGGGUUUACUAUGUAAUUCAAAUUGCAAAAUAAAUAAACAUGUCUCAUAUUUUCCUUCA